UAUGAAACACACUCCUGAAUGUUUGAAAGGUGGCAGGUGAACGUAGGUUGUUUACAGCUUCACAGUGAACAGUUUCAGUAGUUAUCUUGGUAGCAAGUUUUCAGGAUAGAAAAAAUAAUCCAAACAUCCAUAAAACAGCUGAAACCUCUCUGUAGCACACUUCACAUCUCCACUGUCAGUCCAUAUGCUCUGUAUGUUCUUAACACUCAGUUUCACCUAAACACAGCACCUGAUGCACCGAUUAUAUGAUUCUGAUGUUUUUAUUCUCAACAAUAAAUAGUAUUAAAAGUACAAAUAAGAUAAUUAUUUGCAUUGUGAUCUUUUUAAAUGUAAUAUCUCUGUUCUUGGUUUUUCAUGACAUGUUUUCAGAUGUUCAUUCAGCAGUGACUCUCAAAGUGAGUCCUGACAGAGUGCAGCACUUCACCUCUGACUCUGUCUCACUGAGCUGUGAAGGAAACUUUACUAAACCGAGAGUGAGGAUUUUUUCUAAGGGUCUCUACUGGUCAGUCUGUAACUGGAGGUCCAUGACUGGAUCCACAUGCAACAUCGACAGUUCAUGGCAGAGAGAUGCAGUGUACUGGUGUGAGUCUGGAUCAGGAGAGUUCAGCAAUGUCGUCAACAUCACUACACAGAAUGCAGAUAUUAUCCUGGUGAGCCCUGUGCAUCCUGUGACUGAGGGACAGUCUGUUACUCUUGGCUGCAAACUGGUGACAGGAGAAUUACUUUCCAACGUGUUUUACUAUCAAAAUGACAAACUUAUCCAAAAUGAUACCAGAAGAGAGCUGAAUAUCUCUGCAGUGUCAAAGUCAGACGAAGGUUUCUACAAGUGUAAAUACUCAGGAGAAGAAUCAGCACAGAGUUGGAUGUCAGUUCAGGCAGUGUCCAGGCCUGAAAACUCUUCAUCUCUUAUUCCAUUAAUUGUUGGGCUGGUUUGUGGAGUUGUAUUUAUUAUUCUCCUGAUCCUGUUGUAUCACUACAGACGAUCCAAAGAUUCUCACUCUGUCAGACCAAUCCAGUCUGAGAGCACCAAUCAGGACUCUGCCACACAUCACAUGGUCAACCUGAAUGAAACUCAAGAUCAAAUAUACAAUUCUCUUGUCCAUGGUGAUGUUUGUGUCUAUGAAUCAAUCAGAGGCUCUGAAGACCCUGAAAACGGUAAAGUAUAAACCUUAACAUGGAGCAGUCUGAAAUGCAACUAUUGUAUAAUUUAAGAGAAAAUCAUUUACAAAACAAAACCAUGUAACAACAAAUCUCCUUUUCACAGAUCCAGACUAUGUCAGGUUGGUACAAACCUCUCCUCUCUUUUAUUAUGAACAUAACAGCAGUACCUUCAGUUGUCUAUAUAUCUGUCUAUAU
Messenger RNA from Scomber japonicus (chub mackerel), 1356 nucleotides. RefSeq names its product low affinity immunoglobulin gamma Fc region receptor II-c-like. The transcript has 6 exons. Lineage: Eukaryota; Metazoa; Chordata; Actinopteri; Scombriformes; Scombridae. The record is from RefSeq and is a predicted model, not a curated record. Gene Ontology annotation, molecular function: transmembrane signaling receptor activity. The coding region runs from base 246 to 1166 and encodes 306 amino acids. Gene Ontology annotation, biological process: cell surface receptor signaling pathway.